Messenger RNA from Amoebophrya sp. A120, 2495 nucleotides. NCBI's taxonomy places the organism in Eukaryota, Dinophyceae, Syndiniales, Amoebophryaceae. The record is from the annotation of a GenBank genome assembly.
AUUUUCCAUGCCGCACUCUUCUUUCAGGACCAUCGGCCGUGUUAAGUAUCCCCUUUUCGCGCAGUUAGAUUGUACUUGGAUAAGGAUGCGCAUUUCAACGAUUGAAAACAAGCCGCUCUGCAUGGCGUAUAUUACAUCCUUCUUUUAAAAAGAACGUGCACUACAUUCACUACAGAAAAUUCAAAUCGAAAUUCGUUACUAUUGUGAUUUCUUCGCAACCUCGCUUGAUACGAGCGAUGAACACGAUCCAUUUAUAUUUUUUUCCGUUUACAGCAACAGCUACAGUGACUGAAUCUGAAGGUAGAAGCCCUCGGAAUCUCAACGGGGAAGCGACUGCAGUCCCGACGAGCCCCCUCUAAUGACCGAACGAAGCCGUAACCGACCAGAGCGGGUUUACGGAACCCGCUGAGAAAAAAACACGAUGACAAGCGAAACUGCGACACCCCCGAGCCCCUGCGGGACCAGUAGUCCGCGGGAAGAUGAAGAACCGAUCUUAACGCCGGGGGACAAGAACUUUGUUCCUACGCGCCGACCCGGCGAAGAACCCGAGCGAAAAAAUAACGUGUUUUUCGUGUACGGCCCCAUGUUCGCAGGGAAGUCGUCGCUCUUGAUACAGUGCGCGCUGGCGCUGGAGGAGCAGCAGCGGCCGGUGUUGGUUAUCCGCCCCAGCGAAGACACCCGGUACGGGGACGACCGGUUGCGCGCACACCCGAAAAUUAAAGACCCGUCCUUUUUGAAGGCCCAGGCGCAGAUCUACCGAGAAAAGGCAUACAACGACAGACGGUUUGUGAACGGGAAGCUCGUGGUCGAUAAAGGUCGUGUCAGUGAAGGUAGUGAGCCCGAUUUUCUUGCCAAGGCAUUGCAGAACAUAACAACACCUCCGCCCAGGCGGACAGGAACCACGAGAGCAGAUUUGACGGGACUACCCAGUCUGGGGGAAGAAGCGCUUCGGUUGGCGGACCAGCACCGGCAGUCGCUGCCCUGUUUGCGGCUGUCCAAGCUGGAAGGCUUGGCGCAGCUGAUUCAGAAAGCAAGUAAAAACGGCGGUUCUAAUAUUCGUACAAGGCCGACAAGGUCAGGGCCGAAAGUUUUGUUUCCUCCUGCAUCGAAGAGGCGGAAAGUAGAUGAGACAGACCUUGGCGCCGGCGAAGAUUUUUAUCGCGACGGUCGAGCGGAAAGUCAACAACUGUCACCAGCACCUGUGGUGAACCGAACCGCGACACCUGUUGUCCUCUCAGGUGGAUGUUCACGAGAGGAUUUGGCAAGCGGCUUUAUUAACGUUUCUGGAAUAUUACCAAAUGGCGUCAGUUCUACUUUUAUCGAUGGGCAUGGGCCCGAGCCCGACCACGAAAUGUCUACGGACAUCAGAACAUCAAAGCCUGUCCUCUUGAUCGACGAGCUGCAUCUUUUUGAGGAUAGCCACAGCGAAGCCGGUAUUGCGCACCUGCUACGCGCCGCCGAACAGCACGCCCUUGCGAUCGUGGUGUUUGGUUUGGAGAUCGGGUUCACGGGCGCCAUGCCGUGCGCAAAACUGCUCAUGGAGGCGGAGCAUCAGGACGUGCAGUUUCUCCAUCUGCAGGGCGUCUGCCCGCACUGCAUCGCCUUCGAAAGAGCAGAAGUUGUAGUACCAGCGAGGUCUUCAAACAGUGGGAGUUCGGGUUUACUACCGGCGUCAGAUGGUUCAUUUCCUCAAGCAGGAGGAGGAGUAUCUUCAGGAACGACAAAUAGAAGCACGAACUGCUACACUGAGCAGAGAGAGGACAAGGACCAGAGCCAUACUAUGGAUGGUGGAGGAAGACACCACGAGCAUCAAAGCACCCCUUGUUCUAGACGAUCAACAACAUCUUCACCCCCCGCCCUGCCAACCACGAUCGCCAUUCCGACCCGGAAAUUUUCCUUCGAAGACCGGGUGGGCGGCGCGGAGAAGUACCGCAGUGUGUGUGAUGUGCACUACGCCCAGUACUUGGCAAGGAAGCUCCCAGGCGUGGACUAUCGGGAUCUUUUUCCGAAAGACAACCGCGCGGCAAUCCGGGACUGGCGGGUGAGGGAGAAAACCGACUGGCGCGAGCGUGAUCUCAGGUUCGAGUCGCAUUUGGUGGAAAAACUCCUGGCUUUGUGAUACAUAGAAAGAAGCGUUCUGGUCGUGCGCUGGAGUCGUGGCAAUUACUUUACUAAACCUCGUGGUGCGGAUGAAUCUACUUUUAGAGCUGCAGUUGGAACAAGAGCGUACAAGAACUAGCACGACGGGCUGUUUUUGUGCGAAGAUUUUAUCUUCAACAAGAAAAAGAACAUGAUGGUAGUCUCCUAGUAGUAGUUUCUCUGCGCAUGGCGAUGAGCAUGAUCAUGAUAAUGAACAAGAACAAAGAACCUCCCGCAAAGUCGAAGUCCUGCUAGGGCAAAUGAGAGAAAUAAUCGCGUGGAUCUGUGGAACGUCGAACCUAAAUUCAAAUUGCUUUCGUGGUCUCGGCGCUCUCUUCUCCGUGAAGAACUGAAAU